This is a messenger RNA of Sporothrix brasiliensis 5110, 1290 nucleotides long. RefSeq lists its product as uncharacterized. Lineage: Eukaryota; Fungi; Ascomycota; Sordariomycetes; Ophiostomatales; Ophiostomataceae. The record is from RefSeq and is a predicted model, not a curated record. Bases 1 to 1290 code for a protein of 429 amino acids. The transcript is spliced from 2 exons.
AUGCCUACAUUCAGGCACAUACGCAACCGCUACGGUACGCCACCAAAGCUGCAGGUCAAGGGCCGUAGCUCACGCGGCGACCUCGGAGCCAACCAACCAAAACCACGACAGUCACAGGACGCUCCCACGCCGACUGAACCUUGUCCCAUUUGCCUCGAGGUUGUUGGUUUGCCCGCCGCCGAUGGCUCUGUCGAGUCAUGGUCGAUUCUUCCAUGCGGUCACCGUUUCGGCAGUUACUGCGCAAAGGCCUGGCUCGGCACCGGCCCAAUGUCAGACCCGGCCGACAUUCAGAUAGGUGAUGACCGAGUUCCGGGCAGCCCAAAUCCUAGAGCGCCUAGUAUUGAGCAGGAAGCACCACACGAACAGGAAGUCGAUGAGGCCGUGGCCCUUGGCCAGGCCAAUGAGCCUCACAGCGUCAACAACGAGAACGACAACAAUGCCAUCGACCAGAACAACGCAGACGACAACCAGGAGGCUCAGGGGCCAGGCCAAGCGGAAGUAAAGAGCGACGCUCGAGUUGCUGCUCCGCAUGUCCCGUCGUCUCCGAGUGGCAUCCAACCCCCCCCUCCAGACGAACCCGGUCCGGACAACAACGGCGAAGCGGACGUCGUGCAAGAGUCAGUGGCGGCACCAGAGGCAGAGAAUAUCGCACCACCCGCCAUUGUGGCUGCCCCUCAGCAACAACAUUUACCAACACUCGCUGUCGAGGUUGCACCAGCUGAACCUGAUGCAGCACAACCAGCUCAGCAACCCGAAACGCAGCCGACACCACCGGCUGCAGCCCCGGCUGUUGCACCGGACGAACCCUUCCCAUUGGUCGAGUUCGAUGACUAUGAUCUCAUGGUCAGGAUUAUCCGCAGAAGUCCAAAUCGGAUGCCAAUGUUCAUGACCAUGGCCUAUCCAGAGACAGUGAAUCUGAAAAUUUCGUGUGCCUUCUGUUACAUGGGAAUCGAAUAUAAUCGCCACCUUCUCUGGCAGAAGGUUCAUGACAUGGACCGUCGUGACCGCCCGAGUCGAAUUCCCGGCAAGAAACUCGUCGUCACGGGUGCGAAGCACUUGACGCACCACAGCCACACAGCGUAUCGCGCGAUCCGCGCGCAUAUCGGCAACAAUCGACACAGAUACGCAAAGCCCACCGCGGACGAGAAACAGACAGUUGAUGCGUACGUGGAGGCGUGCAAAGAGGCACACGACUUGGACUUUGGGCCGUGGUGGGCUCAGCAACCACCAAAGUCCGAUCCAGCCAUGGAUGUGCGGCAAAACAACCCUAGUAUUUGGGCGCAACACUAA